UCUAAAUUUUUCAUUUAAUAUACCCAUUAGUAUUAUCUUUCUCAAUUAGUAAUUUUACUAAAAAAGUUUUAUUAUUACAUAUAAUUGAAUAGAUAACAAAUCUGAGUCUGGUAAUACUAUCUAUCUAUGGGAGGUGCUUAUUUGAGUAAUGUUAAUAUAACAUCUUUGUAAUAUAGCCAUGCAUUAAUAGGUUUAGAUUGAUAUAUAAACUGUCCAAAAGUAAUCAAUGUGUGGCAAUUGUAUAGACACUAUAAAUAUAGUUUCAUUUAGACAACCUCACUCAACAUUUCAAUACUCCUCAUAUUCAAAACAUAAUUCAAAGAAAAGAAACAUGAAGCUAUUCUUGAUCACCAUGGUGACCAUUUUGACCAUCUCAAGAGUAUUUGACAAAGCACCAGCCACCACCGAAGCAAGAAAGUCGAAGAAGAUGGACGGGCAUGAGCAUUUCAAUGACAAUUUGGAUCCUACUUUUCGUGGGCACACACUUGGUGUACUUGAAAAAGUUUUCAUUGAAACAAAAUUAAAGAAAAUUGAGGGUAUAAAUAGUCUAAACAACAAGUUUGCAACUGAUUUUGCGACUACUAAUCCAGGAGAUAGUUCUGGUAUUGGACAUCCAGGAGUUGUUUACAACAGAUUUACAAAUGAUUUCGCGCCUACUAAUCCAGGACAUAGUCCGGGUAUUGGACAUCCAAAAGUUAUAAACAACAAAUUUAUAAAUGACUUUGUGCCUACUAAUCCAGGACAUAGUCCCGGUAUUGGACAUCGAGGAGUUGUAAACAACAGAUUUACAAAUGAUUUCGCACCUACUAAUCCAGGAAAUAGUCUGGGUAUUGGGCAUCCAAAAGUUAUAAACAACAAAUUUAUAAAUGACUUUGCGCCUACUAAUCCAGGACAUAGUCCCGGUAUUGGACAUCGAGGAGUUGUAAACAUCAGAUUUAUAAAUGAUUUCGCACCUACCAAUCCAGGAAAUAGUCCCGGUAUUGGUCAUCCAAAAGUUAUAAACAACAAAUUUAUAAAUGACUUUGCGCCUACUAAUCCAGGACAUAGUCCCGGUAUUGGACAUCGAGGAGCUGUAAACAACAGAUUUACAAAUGAUUUCGCACCUACUAAUCCAGGAAAUAGUCCGGGUAUUGGGCAUCCAAAAGUUAUAAACAACAAAUAUAUAAAUGACUUUGCGCCUACUAAUCCAGGACAUAGUCCCGGUAUUGGACAUCGAGGAGUUGUAAACAACAGAUUUACAAAUGAUUUCGAACCUACUAAUCCAGGAAAUAGUCCAGGUAUUGGGCAUCCAAAAGUUAUAAACAACAAAUUUAUAAAUGAUUUUGCGCCUACUAAUCCAGGACAUAGUCCCGGUAUUGGACAUCGAGGAGUUGUAAACAACAGAUUUACAAAUGAUUUUGCACCUACUAAUCCAAGAAAUAGUCCCGGUAUUGGGCAUCCAAAAGUUAUAAACAAUAAAUUUAUAAAUGACUUUGCGCCUACUAAUCCAGGACAUAGUCCCGGUAUUGGACAUCGAGGAGUUGUAAACAACAGAUCUACAAAUGAUUUCGCACCUACUAAUCCAGGUUAUAGUCUCGGUAUUGGGCAUCCAGGAGUAGUUGACAACAGAUUUACAAAUGAUUUCACACCUACUAAACCAGAAGAUAUUCCAAGUGUAGGGCAUAUGAAAAUAGUUUCUGAUGUCCACUACUAAAAAUAAUGUAAAACAAAAAAAAAUCUAAAAUAAAGAUAUAUGAAAUUUAGUUUAUAAAA
Messenger RNA from Arabidopsis lyrata subsp. lyrata, 1752 nucleotides. RefSeq names its product DNA-directed RNA polymerase II subunit rpb1-like. Gene Ontology annotation, biological process: regulation of leaf morphogenesis; regulation of root development; root development. Bases 227 to 1693 code for a protein of 488 amino acids. Gene Ontology annotation, cellular component: extracellular region. Gene Ontology annotation, molecular function: hormone activity. The record is from RefSeq and is a predicted model, not a curated record. Lineage: Eukaryota; Viridiplantae; Streptophyta; Magnoliopsida; Brassicales; Brassicaceae. The transcript has a single exon.